Messenger RNA from Entrophospora sp. SA101, 2958 nucleotides. The record is from the annotation of a GenBank genome assembly. NCBI's taxonomy places the organism in Eukaryota, Fungi, Glomeromycota, Glomeromycetes, Entrophosporales, Entrophosporaceae.
AUGAGUAAAGAGUAUAAACCUCUAGUUAAAGAACAAGAGGAGAAAGAAGAAAAGGUUACAAAUUUUUCAAACCAACCCACUCCAUCCUCCAAUUCUUCAGACAUAUCAGAACAACAAAAACCAUCAAAUAAUUUUCCAUCUGUGUUUUCAAAAGGAGCACCAUCAAUUAUGGCUUAUUGUAUUGCCAAGAUUAAUCUUAAAUUAUCAAAAAAUUGGUUCCCUGUUGUAUUUUUACUUGUUGUCAUGAUUUAUACAGGAAGCAAAAGUUUACAAUUUCUUACAAUUCCUAUAUAUACUAUAUUCAAGAAUUUAACCAUUAUUUUUAUUGCUUAUGGUGAAGUAUUAUGGUUUAAAGGUUCAGUGACAGUAUUAAUGAUGACAAGUUUUCUAUUGAUGGUCUUUUCUUCAAUAAUAGCAGCCUCAUCAUCAGAUUCACUCAAUUCAAUUAUAAUUGAGAAAUAUUCUCCAUUUAACUUUGGUUACAUUUGGAUGGGCUUCAAUUGUGUUUCUUCAGCUACAUAUAUUUUAUUUAUGAGAAAAAGAAUCAAAUCAACAAACUUCAAAGACUUUGACACUGUAUAUUAUAAUAACAUGUUAUCAACUCCAUUAUUGGUUUUCAUGAGUUUAAUAGUGGAAGAUUGGUCCUAUGCUAACUUAGAAAAAAACUUUCCAAUUGAAGUCCGAGGUAUUUUAAUAUCAUCAAUGUUAUUCUCAGGAUUAUCAGCUUUUGCAAUUUCUUUUGCUUCUGCAUGGUGUAUUAGAGUCACCUCAAGUACCACUUACAGUAUGGUUGGCGCAUUAAACAAAUUACCAAUAGCUGCAAGUGGUAUAAUUUUCUUUGGUGAUCCUACAACUUUUGGAAGUGUAUCUGCUAUUCUUAUUGGUUUUUUUUCUGGAAUUUUAUAUUCAAUAGCAAAAAAUGAACAAAAUAUUGAUAAAUUAACUAUUAUCGACAAUGACAAUAAUUUACAUAAAUCUUCUUCCUCAACAUUAAAAUCACAUCAUAACAUAAAUGAUCCAAUAAUCACCGAAACACUUGAUAACUCAUUUGACAUGGAUAAUAAUCAAGAAAAUUUCCAACAAAUGAAUGCCGCUACUUUUCUUCCACUGAUGCUUCAAGCUCAAGACCUUGUAACUAAAUUGGAAAGUAGAGUGAUUGAAUUGGAAAAUGACCUUGAAACGAUAAAUGAAUCUCAUGAGCAAGAAAGGGAUCAAUUACUUCAAGAAAUUGGUGAAAAAGAUGAAUACAUUCAUAAUCUUAAAACAAAAGUUAGUAGACUUGAAUUUGAAGACAUACCUGAUCUUGAUGAUUAUGAUUUAGACGGUAAUGAAGAUAUUGCUGAAUUUAAUAUAUCUGAAGAUGAGGGUGCUAAUGAUUUUGCGUCGAAAUUCCGCCUAACACCAAGAAAAUCCAUUGAUAGUUUACAUGAUGAAGAAGAAAGAAGGCAUUUAGAAGCUGCAUAUUCAAUGAGUAAUGGUAAUGAAAAUGCUAACUUUGUAGAAGAACCAGAAGAUAUGGAUAAUAGGCAUCAUAGUGACGUUGAUAAUGAAAUUGGAAAUUCAAGUGAAGAAGAAGAUAGUGGCAAUGAAGAAGAUGACGACCAUGAAAACGUUAACAUUCAUAAUCAACUUCCACCACAAGGUCCAAUUCCAAAUAUUUCCUAUACUGAUAAUUCAUGUCCAAAUUGUAAUGUAUUGCUUGCUCAAGUUGAUCAACAUCUUGAAGAACGCGCUUACCUUAAAAGAGAUCUUUCUGCUCUCGCAAUAUCUUUAUCAGAAGAACAAGGACUUCGUGCACAAAUACAAGCAAAUAAAGAAUCUUUAGAGCAAGAAAUUGAUGAUUGGUUAAAUGCAAUGUUUGAAAAGGUUAACCAGAUGGUGUUUGAUGAAGCCAAUACUCGUGAAGAUAUUGAAUUGCUUAGUAGAGAAUAUAAGGGAAAAUUUGAAAAUUUAUUUAAAGGCUCUAAUUCCAGACAAGACAGAUUACGAGAAUUGAAAUUAUUAUUGGUCCAUUUAGAUUCAACUAAACAAAGACAAACUGGCACAGCAAUACAUAAUGGACCUGGCGCACUGAAUAGAAAUUCUAUAGCUCGUCGAAGUGUAAUGUCAAAUUCACCAGUUAAUAGUCCUAGAGGUAGUAGAAUUUUCGGUAACUUUGGCCACAUGUCACCAAGCAUCUUUUCCAAUUCAUCUGAAGAAUACUCUUUGACAAAGGGCAAACGUAUUUAUAUUGAUGGUGUGCUAUUUGAAGAAUUUCAAGAGUAUGUUAAAUCAUUUAUCACGUCACCUGCACCCAACACAUCAACUCCUACACAUUCAUUUAUGAAACGUUGCAUGGUGGAAGACAUUCAACCUUGUCUUUUUGAAGGAAGUACAGGUUGGAAAUCACCAUUCUAUAAGAGAAGAUUGUUGGAUGCUAUAAUGAAAAACCAAUGUGAAAUUCAAGCAAUCUAUUAUAGUUCUUCUAAUUCAGUGCCAACCACACCAUUAUCAAGUCAAUUCAGUAAUAAUUCCGUAAACCGUUCCAAUAGUUAUCAUGAGCCUCCACCAGCGCCCAAAGUAAAAUGUGGACUUUGUGGUCAUUUGAGAAGUUGUGAUUUCCGUAUGAGAUUGUCAGGACCGGAUGCUGCAAUUCCACCAUCAACCACGACAAUGACACCAUCAGCUCAAUCAUCAAGAUUCUCGAUAAACUCUAAUCCAGGAUGGAUUCCGCUUGAUAGAUUUUGUAGAGAUCGUGUUGUGGCAGUUUGUGAUUUCUACUCUUAUCUAUCACAUUUACGUCAAGGAUUACUUAACAAUUCUCCAGUAUGGGGAAUGUAUAAACAGUGUUUGAAAUACCGUAGAAGAAUGGGAAUGUCACGUGUUGGAAGUGUUAGUAUGUUUGAAGAAGAAGAAAAUAUUGCUAAUGAACUUUUAAAUAAUUCUGAAAUAGAAGCAAUGGUUGUUCUUGUUCAUUAA